UUCUUUAGCCUGGGGGUGCGGGAGUUUGCGCGAUCGCACAUCGAGGCGCUGGAGUUCAAGUGCUGAUUCCUGCUGGCGGCAGGCAGCCAGGCAGGAGCCGGCAAGAGGCUGCAGCAGUCACAGUUCUGGCUGGCUGGCGCGCAGGCCGCACUGUAGCAGGCGGCCGCUGACCUGAGGCUCAUGAGGGAGAUGCAGAUACUGGCCAAUCAGCAAUGGGAUUAGCUGGAGACUGCGAAGUUGCUGGUCGUGCUAGACCGACAGCGCGAAGCUCAGGCAGCGGAGGCGGACUUAGCCGCAGCGCAGGGCCGUCUGGCGCAGGUGCGGCAGCUGCCGCACUGCGCGGAGUGCCGCCGGCUGCCCCUCGCUGCUGGCACUGUCGGCGGCAUGCCGGUCAUCAGCGGUCCGCAAGUCGCACGCAACAUCCUCACAACCGUGGGCAGCUUUGACGGCCGCCCGGGGCACUACGGCCACUAUCCGCUGCUGGCGCACAUGUACCGGUAUGCGGCGCACUACGCGCCGCUGCGCAUGGACGAUUGAGGCGGCGGGGCCGCGCGUCAACCUCAGUGGCCUUGGACUCGUGGUCAGUGAGGUGGCGAAUCAGCUGGACCAAAACAUCGUGAACCAACGUGAACCUGCGCAACUGGCUGUGCCGGUUCUGACGCAUCAAGGUGGACGAGGUGAUGAAGCGCCGUCAGCUGCCCCAACUGUCACGCCAGCGGCUGUUGUCGCUCGUCUGGCUGCUGCCAUCCUGUCGGACACGCAGCUGUCGGACGCCAGUGUCCCGCCGGCAGCGCAGCCCACACGGGAGGACCUGAUGCAGCUGGUGCGCGACAAGCAAGCCAAGGGCCACGAGCAGGGCUUUCUGCUGGGGCCGGGGCGGAGCCAGGAGGACCUGGAACACGGCACGGCGUGUGUGGUCUGGGCGGCGGACAUCUCAGUGGACCUGGCGGAUGCAAUGCUGCUGCAUAGGGCUGCUAAGCAGGCAGCCCUGCAGCCAGUGCAGCAGCUACUAGUACCACAGCACAGCAGAGGCGGCGCUCUGCGCGGCCCGGCAGCGAGUGCGGGAUGCCCAGCCAUUUGCCCUCAGCCCCCAGCCGAACUUCAUACCCGUGCACAUUCACCUGAACCCCAGCAUCCGCCGGGAUGCCAUUCUCCCUCAUCUGGGGGCCCUUGCUCAGCUGGUUGCACACAACCUAGAGGCUCAGCGGCCACAGGCGAUGCACAUCCGCCCACAGCAUCGCUGGCGGAAGAAGGACGCCCCGGCACCAGGCAGCGGCAGCAGUGCGAACGGGGGUGCAGGCGACUGCGACGGCGCGGUGGUGGCGGCGCUAUGCUCCGGGUGCGCCCAUCGCUCCGCCCAUCGCUGCCGCCGCCUCUGCGAUGCCAGGCGGCGGUGGCAAUGCGAACGGGGGCGCAGGCGGCGGCAGCGGCGGUGGUGGCGCUCGGGGCCCGCCUUCCCCAAUAUGAAACUCGCCCACGUAGUGCCGAAGUGGUUGUUACCCAGCGCAGGCACGCGGAGGCAGGGUCGGGGCAAGCCCUAUCAUAGCCGCAGCAUGAACACCCUUGCCCGCCUAUCCAGCACAGAACAGCGACGUGAACAGUGCCUGCAACUUGCUCCUGCUGCGUGUUUGGCUGGUACGCCGAAGUCAACAACGCCAAGCAGCAGGGGCAGGCGGAGGCCCAGGAGGAGGUAGGAGGAGGAGGGGCCGCAGCAGCACGACAUGGACGGGGAGGACUAGUCCAGCUGCUGGUUGCAGGUGUGAGGCCUUCAGCGGCUGUGAAGCAUGUGUGUGCAGUGUGAGGAGAUUGAGGUCGGUAUAUAUGGGAUAUAGGAAAAUAGGCGGCAGGGAAAACUCGGUCGGAGCGAGAAGCUACCUUGCGCGUCCAUGGACAAGAAGCGGCGCCGGUGCGCAGGUUGAGGCCGGCCGGUGUCUGGUUAGGGUCUUUGCCGGCGAGCAUAGCACAGCACAGUAUAUGGUAGGCUGCAAGCAGUAGUGAGGAGUGUUGUGGCUAGCGAAUAUCUUGCUGUUUGUUUGUUGAUUGCUGGCUGUGCUUGCGCUUGGCAGCGGGACGUGGCUGGACACAAUAUGGUGGGCCGUGCCUGUACACGUUGAGGUGUCCGGCCGUCGUUUAUGUGUGAGUAGCCUGCCCCGUUGACUGACAGGAGGGGCUCACAUCCAUAUCCUUGCGGUGUUGGUUUGGGCGGCGGUUGCCUGGACCUGGGCCCCAGGCCGUGCCGAGUAGGUGGACAAGGUGGAGAGACUCGACUGGUGCCCCAAGCGGAAUACCAUGAUUGCCCUUGCACCACCAUGAGGGUGCCUCGACCGGGUUGGCAUUGUGCUAGGCGCAUUGCCGUCGGUCCACCCAGAGUCUUCUCAUCUAGGGUGCCUCCAGCUUGCGGGCUUGGUCCAAACCACAGCACAAUGUGGGGACCUAACCACCGACUCCUACUCCUGCUUACGCAAUCUUGUCCACCUUAAUCUAACUACUAUACCAGCUCAACACGAUUGGCAACAACAGGUUACAGCCGCCGAUCUGCAGCCGCCAGCAUUCACCACUCUCACCAGCCUGCACCAGCAUGGCAGCAGCAUCCAGGUCCUCCAAGGCUCCAAUUCAGGGCCAAGGGAAGGACAACGGGACGUGGUAGCUACGCGUGGUAGCUCUGUGCGGUAAUUUGUUCGAGCCAGGGCAGGACUACAGCCCCGGCCAGCCGCUUGCCGUGAGACUCACAACUAAGCAGAUGUUGACGUCGGUGUGUGGGGUGCCAGGGGUGUGGGGCGCUCGCGCCCCCUGAACGAGGGCCAGCCAUCUGGGGCUGCCACUUCGGUCUGCCUGGGGCCCGCGAUGGGGACUCAAUCGGGACUGACUGCC
Molecule: messenger RNA, 2871 nt
Organism: Chlamydomonas reinhardtii
Lineage: Eukaryota; Viridiplantae; Chlorophyta; Chlorophyceae; Chlamydomonadales; Chlamydomonadaceae
Exons: 1
Coding region: 213-446 (77 amino acids)
Source: RefSeq, a predicted model, not a curated record